AUGUCCGACUGGUGGACUCAGCCCUCAACACCCGCGCGUGCCAGCGCCUUCGCGUCGCCCGCGCGUGCAUCGACCAGCCGCGCCCGCUUUGUUGCGGACGACCCCGACCCGUCCGCCGACGCACCCAAGUUCCUCCCCUCCUUCGUUGGCAGCCCGGCUGGCAAGCUCGCCUUGGGCACGUCCCCCGCCAGCGUGUCGAGCCCGCCUGCGCCCAAGCGCAGCCCAACUGCCCGCUUCUCUGUCAGCAUGGCUGAUAGCGCAUCCUCUCCUCACCUCAGCCGCAGUGUUCGCGCACCUGCCACAGAAGACGAUAUUCCCACCAGGUCCCUCCACGACGAGCCCGUGCGGCCUGCAUCGGCAGUAGCGCAGGCCCCCGACGUGCCACCAGCUCUCGAGCCCAGUCCCGACACUAACACGCUGCAUGUUUGGGGUCCGCCACCCGAGCACCUCCCCGCCCUGCGCGCCUACCUUGAAGGUAUUGGCCCCGUAGUGUCCUACGUCCCAGGACCAGAAGGAAGUAACUGGUGGACCGUGACGUACGCGACCCCACUGGCGGCCAGUUACGCGCUGCGCCGCCACGGGGAGAUUGUGAGCGGGCGUUGGAUGCUCGGGUUCAAGGUUGCGGGUCCUGGAAGCACCCAAGGCCUCACCCUUGUAAAUGGCAUCUCGUCAGCCGUCGCGCCGUCCGUAGGGGUCGGUAUCCCGAUCCAAGUUCACACGGGUAACAUUAUCCGCGCAAAACCCAAGCCUCAGGCGCAAACGGACGACUACGCGUGGGACGAGUCGGAGCCCCAGCCGUCUGGCUUACUGGGCCGUGCCGCCGAGUUUAUCUUCGGCCGCUAG
Molecule: messenger RNA, 843 nt
Organism: Cutaneotrichosporon cavernicola
Lineage: Eukaryota; Fungi; Basidiomycota; Tremellomycetes; Trichosporonales; Trichosporonaceae
Exons: 4
Coding region: 1-843 (280 amino acids)
Biological process (GO): NLS-bearing protein import into nucleus; nuclear pore organization
Cellular component (GO): nuclear pore central transport channel; nuclear membrane; nuclear pore nuclear basket
Molecular function (GO): nucleic acid binding; structural constituent of nuclear pore; phospholipid binding
Source: RefSeq, a predicted model, not a curated record